Molecule: messenger RNA, 2863 nt
Organism: Hibiscus syriacus
Lineage: Eukaryota; Viridiplantae; Streptophyta; Magnoliopsida; Malvales; Malvaceae
Product: auxin response factor 19-like
Exons: 11
Coding region: 1-2763 (920 amino acids)
Biological process (GO): response to hormone; regulation of DNA-templated transcription
Cellular component (GO): nucleus
Molecular function (GO): DNA binding
Source: RefSeq, a predicted model, not a curated record
AUGAAGGUUCCACCAAAUGGAUUCAUGGCAAGUUCUGCAGAAGCAGAAAGGAAGGGCAUCAAUUCAGAGUUAUGGCAUGCUUGUGCUGGACCACUUGUUUCUUUGCCUCCAGUUGGAAGUUUGGUCGUUUACUUUCCUCAAGGUCACAGCGAGCAAGUUGCAGCAUCAAUGCAAAAGGAGACCGAUUUCACUCCAAGCUAUCCUAACCUUCCUUCCAAGUUGAUUUGCUUGCUACAUAAUGUAACAUUGCAUGCUGAUCCAGAAACGGAUGAGGUGUAUGCCCAGAUGACGCUUCAACCUGUGAACAAAUAUGACAAAGAAGCGUUACUGGCAUCUGACAUGGCCCUCAAGCAGAGCAGACAACCCGCUGAGUUCUUUUGCAAGACUCUUACAGCCAGUGACACUAGCACUCAUGGUGGAUUUUCCGUGCCUCGACGAGCAGCUGAGAAGAUCUUCCCUCCUCUGGAUUUCUCGAUGCAACCACCUGCACAGGAGCUAGUAGCUAAAGAUUUACAUGACAAUACAUGGACAUUUAGACAUAUUUAUCGAGGUCAACCAAAGCGGCACCUUCUGACUACUGGUUGGAGUGUCUUUGUUAGCACGAAAAAACUUUUUGCCGGUGAUUCCGUUCUUUUCAUAAGAGAUGAGAAGUCUCAACUUCUCUUGGGUACAAGGCCUGCAAAUAGACAACAGCCAGGUCUCUCGUCGUCUGUAAUUUCUAGUGAUAGCAUGCAUAUUGGGAUCCUUGCUGCUGCGGCUCACGCUGCGGCAAAUAAUAGCCCGUUUACUAUAUUCUACAAUCCAAGGGCAAGCCCUUCUGAGUUUGUGGUACCCUUAGCGAAGUAUAACAAAGCUAUGUAUACCCAAGUUUCCCUUGGCAUGAGGUUUAGAAUGAUGUUUGAAACAGAGGAGUCCGGGGUGCGCAGGUACAUGGGCACUAUAACUGGUAUCAGUGACUUGGAUCCCGUGAGAUGGAAAAACUCACAGUGGCGUAAUCUUCAGGUUGGGUGGGAUGAAUCUACAGCUGGUGAGCGGCCCAGCCGAGUUUCAAUUUGGGACAUUGAGCCUGUCAUAACUCCUUUCUACAUUUGUCCACCUCCGUUUUUCAGGCCCCGGUUCCCCAAGCAACCCGGGGUGACUGAUGACGAGUCUGAUAUUGAGAACGCCUUCAAGAGAGCUAUGCCCUGGCUUGGAGAUGAAUUUGGCAUGAAAGAUGCCCCUAGUUCCAUCUUCCCCGGUUUGAGUUUAGUUCAGUGGAUGAGCAUGCAACAGAAUAAUCAGUUCCCAGCUGCUCAAUCGGCAUUGUUUCCAUCGAUGGUUUCUUCAAAUCCGCUCCAUAGUAGCCUUACCGAUGAUCCUGCCAAAUUAUUGAAUUUCCAAUCUCCUGGGUUACCUGCGUCGAAUAUGCAAUUUAACAAAGCAAAUACGAACCAAGUCAACCUGUUGCCUCAGACACCUAUGACAUGGGCCCAACAGCAGCAACUUCAACAGUUAUUGCAGACUCCUUUAAAUCAACAGCAGCAGCAAACGCUGCAGCAAUUGCAGCGAUAUCAACAACAACAACAGCAGCAGGAGUUUCAGCCUCAGCCACAUCUUCUAAACCAACAGCAGCCUCAGCCUCCGUCUCAGACUCAAACUCAGCCGCAGCAGCAGCCACAGCCACUGCAGCAACAAAAAAGACAGCACACGCUACCACCGCAGCAGCUGCAACAGCAGGCAUUCCUUCCGUCUCAAGUAAGUAAUGGAAUCGUUGCCUCUACCCAGAUCCCAAAUCAAAAUUUGCAUCAGCCGGCUGUUUACUCGCAGCUUCAGCAGCAACAAUUGCUGACAAGCAAUAGCCAGUCUGCUCAAACCAUCCUCUCUGCCAAUAAAACUUCAUAUCCUUUGACGUCAUUACCACAAGAUACACAGAUUCAGCAACAGAUGGAACAGCAAGCUAACCUCAUACAGAGACAACAACAACAACAGUUGCAGCAGGCGCCACUACAAUUGUUGCAACAGAACUUGUCUCAGAGUACACAGCAGCAGCCACAGAUGAUGCAGUUGCCUCAGCAGGGCUUCUCGGAGCAACAGCUUCAAUUACAGCUGUUACAGAAAUUGCAGCAACAGAAACAGCAGCAGUCGUCUCAACAGUUACUCUCCCCUGCUGGAUCACUGUUGCAGCAACAGCCGACCCAUCAACAAAACCAACCGUUGCAGCAAUUGCCUCUUUUACAGAACCAAUCACAACCUCUCGGAAGCAAUGGCUUCUCAGCAUCAAUGCUUGUCCAGCCUCAACAACUUUCGGUGAACCAACCUCAAGUUCAUAACAAGCCUCUUACUGCUAUGAGAACCCAUUCUGGUCUUACUGAUGGAGAUGCGCCUUCAUGUUUGACCUCUCCUUCUACCAACAAUUGUCAGGUUUCCCCAUUGAACUUCCUAAACAAAAACCAGCAAGUACCGUCCAUGUUGGUGACGGAUCCACCUGCUGAUCCUGCAAGUACCCUCGUUCAAGAGCUACAGAGCAAGCCUGAUAUAAGAAUCAAACAUGAGCUACCCACCUCUAGAGGACCAGAAUUGUCGAAGUACAAAAGUACCGUGACGGAUCAAUUAGAAGCAUCCGCUUGCGGAACAUCAUACUGCCUGGAGGAAGGAAGAACCCAUCAUAAUUUCACCCUUCCUACCUUUCUGGAAGGUGACGUUCAAUCACAUCAUCGGAACAAUCUUCCAUUUACAGCUAAUAUUGAUGGAUUGGCACCUGACACUUUGUUAUCGAGGGGAUGACUCUCAAAAGGAUCUUCAAAAUCUGCUUUCCAGCUAUGGUGGCAACCCAAGAGAUAUUGAUGCAGAGUUUUCUACUCCUGCAAUAAGCUCCCAGUCGUUU